AUCCAGCCUGGGGGAAGAAGCAGAAGUCUGCUUGGUCCAUUUGUUGCCACCUAGGGUGUGAGGAUGUGCUUCUUUGCAGACCCACCUGCUUGUGAUGAUAAGCUCUUAGCAAGUGGUCAAGCUAAGCCGCCUUUAUCCCUCUGUCUCUGACUACUUUGCUUACAUCAGCUUGCUCCAGGAGGUAACCUGGUCCACGGGGUCGCUUCCCUCUAACCCUUGCGUUUUUUCUGGAGGAGACUCUCUCUCAGCAAACACUGCCUGCCGCAUCAGACAGUGCAGGAAACCGAGCCCCUGCCGCUGUGAUGGAUGCGUAGCCAGUUCUUCUCCGCAAAACCAGCUGCCUCCUGCCCCUGCGGCAGCAAGCCAGACUGCCAGGUCCCGCUUCCUUCUCCAGGCAGCGUUAGUCAGGCAGAGACGAUGGCGGCGGCGGGUUUCGUGCACUGCCCCAGCGAGAACGGCCCCGACGUGGCGCAGUGUUUCUUCUGCUUCAAGGAGCUGGAGGGUUGGGAGCCCGACGACGACCCCCUGGAGGAACACCAAAAACACUCUGCGGGCUGUGCGUUUCUUUCCCUUCAGAAAGAUCCUACUCGCCUGACGCUGCAGGAGUUCCUGAAGCUGGACAAAGAACGAAUGAAAAAUGCAAUUAAAAAAGAAAUUUCUCAGAAGGUGACCGAGGUUGAAGAUGCAGCCAAGAGCGUGCGUCGUGAAAUAGAGAAUCUGGUCUCCUAGGCUACUGUAGCUUCUCACUUGCCGGUGACAUCUGUCUUGUAUGUGUGCUUUGGCACUGCCACUUUGACUGAAUGGCUGUGUUUCCCGAGACUGCUUUCAGAAUGCCCGUCUCCGUGAGAAGCAGACCGAAUUCUCCUUCACUCACCUGAGUCUGUCCGGGAAGUAGCUGGGGUUUGAUACACUGCGUACGUAAUCUUUUUCUGCAGGGAUUCUGCUGUUCUUCCUGUUGGUUUAAUUAAGGAUUACUACUUGUGGUUUUAUUUGUUCUUUUUUUUUUAAGCCCAGCUCUUUCCAUUAUGGAGAUGCUGGUAGCUCUGGUGCUAAAACUGGUGUUUCUUGCAAGAGCUGGCAGGCACUUCCAUUUUUAUACUGAAUAUACCAGUGCUUUUGGAUACUUUUGGAAACAAAAAGGGGAAGGAGUUUUAAAACUCCUUCAGGGAUUUAGGACUGUGGCUAAUAAUGUCUAAUUACACCAAAUCUUAAGUGUGCCUGGUAUCCUUGUAAACUUCUAUUUUUAGUUGGCUGCUGCCUCAUGUUGAUGCGUUUAUAAAUAAAAGUUGAAGGCAAAAAAGCAAA
This is a messenger RNA of Aquila chrysaetos chrysaetos, 1305 nucleotides long. RefSeq names its product baculoviral IAP repeat containing 5 (gene BIRC5). The coding region runs from base 307 to 729 and encodes 140 amino acids. NCBI's taxonomy places the organism in Eukaryota, Metazoa, Chordata, Aves, Accipitriformes, Accipitridae. The record is from RefSeq and is a predicted model, not a curated record. The transcript has 4 exons.